AGAUGCCUCGCCAGGCCGCCUCGAGGUUGGUGGUCGGAGAAGGUGAAGGGCCCCCGGGGGCUUCGGGGCCCGCGGCCACCAUGCUGCGCUCCCUGCUGCUUCACUCUCUGAGGCUCUGCGCCCAGACCGCCUCGUGCCUCGUGCUGUUCCCGCGCUUCCUAGGCACGGCCUUCAUGCUCUGGCUUUUAGAUUUCUUGUGCAUCCGCAAGCAUUUCCUGCGCCGUCGUCAUCCUGACCACCCCGAGCCCGAAGUAGAGCUCAACAGUGAAGGUGAGGAGAUGCCCCCUGACGACCCACCCAUCUGCGUAUCCGACGACAACCGGCUGUGCACCCUGGCCUCUCUGAAGGCCGUGUGGCAUGGCCAGAAGUUGGAUUUCUUCAAGCAGGCCCAUGAGGGUGGCCCAGCACCUAACUCGGAGGUCGUCCGGCCUGAUGGCUUCCAGAGCCAGCGCAUCCUCGACUACGCACAAGGGACCCGCCCGUUGGUGCUCAAUUUUGGCAGCUGUACCUGACCACCGUUCAUGGCGCGGAUGAGCGCCUUCCAGCGCCUGGUCACCAAGUACCAGCGCGACGUUGACUUCCUUAUCAUCUACAUCGAGGAAGCCCACCCAUCCGAUGGCUGGGUCACCACAGAUUCACCCUACGUCAUCCCACAGCACCGCAGCUUGGAGGACCGUGUCAGCGCAGCAAGAGUACUUCAGCAAGGCGCACCUGGCUGUGCUCUGGUUCUGGACACGAUGGCCAACUCCAGCAGUUCCGCAUAUGGUGCCUAUUUUGAGCGCCUCUACGUCAUCCAGAGCGGCACCAUCAUGUACCAGGGAGGCCGUGGCCCCGACGGUUACCAGGUGUCUGAGUUGCGCACUUGGUUGGAGCGCUAUGACGAGCAGUUGCAUGGUACUAGGCCACGUCGACUCUAAAAAACCAAGGGACAAGUGACUGAAUUGGUGGGCUGGGUCUUCUGGGCCUUCGAAGCUCAUGUGCGAAUGCUCCAAAAGAAGUCAAGGUUUUCAGGGGUCCCGUGACACAGAUGAGCACAGCCACAGAACUCAGGCUGAGUCUGGCUAACUUGAGACUCUGCUAUAGUGACUCCCUUUUGGUACUUUUUGGCUUGCUUUCUGGAGCAUUGCUGUGGCUAGAACUGGCAACUUUGUCCCUGCUGAAGUUUACCUGCUGGACUUUCUGACACCUGCUCCCCAGCGCUAUUUCAGCAAAGCGCAAUAAGUCGCCAGCAUCUCACAGCUCGGGACUUGUUGGCCACGCCCGCGCGCCCUGAGCGCAGCUGGGUUCCAGCAGCGCCUCCGGCUCUAGCUAGUUGCCUGGCACCCACCUGUCGAGAGCAGGGAGUCCUGCUGCUUUUGUGUUUAUUUCUUAUCCCUGGGUUGGGGGAGGGGCUCAAGAUAAAGGGUGGGCAGGGUAAUUUCCCCGCCUAGCUUUAGGUGCGCUGGAACCCUGGCUGCUGAUGACGAACCGCCUCUAACUGGGCUUGACCACGGGUCGGCUCUGAAUUGCAGAGGGGCUCGAAACAGCGCCUAAAGUAAGAGGGGGAAAGUGCUCUGGGUUCCACGGGGAACCGUCAAAAACAGGGUGAAAGAGGGACAUGGUAAGGGGUGGGCUUCAGGACCAAAGGAAGCGGCUUGGGGCACUGGCGAGGUUCGCAGGUCCCCAAGAGGGAGGCUAGGACUCCUUGGAGAAGGGAUUAAUUGGUUCGAAGACAAGGAGAUGGGGAAGAGCCUGGGAGUCCUAAGCAGAAAGAGCGGGUUGUGGGGUGGGGUGAAAACCAGUCAGUGAAUGUUGUGUUGGAAACGUUCCUUGUGUAUAAACUUUUAAGUUACAAUAAUAAAGACUUGAAGGAAGUUGCUCUG
Molecule: messenger RNA, 1862 nt
Organism: Rattus norvegicus (Norway rat)
Lineage: Eukaryota; Metazoa; Chordata; Mammalia; Rodentia; Muridae
Gene: Dio3
Product: iodothyronine deiodinase 3
Exons: 1
Biological process (GO): thyroid hormone catabolic process; thyroid hormone metabolic process
Cellular component (GO): endosome membrane; plasma membrane
Molecular function (GO): thyroxine 5'-deiodinase activity; thyroxine 5-deiodinase activity
Source: RefSeq, marked reviewed